Molecule: messenger RNA, 2196 nt
Organism: Colletotrichum navitas
Lineage: Eukaryota; Fungi; Ascomycota; Sordariomycetes; Glomerellales; Glomerellaceae
Product: major facilitator superfamily transporter
Exons: 15
Coding region: 129-1994 (621 amino acids)
Biological process (GO): transmembrane transport
Cellular component (GO): membrane
Molecular function (GO): transmembrane transporter activity
Source: RefSeq, a predicted model, not a curated record
UAUAGAAUGCCGUGCCGGCAAAAGAGGUUUGCUAGACUGGCCCCUCUCUCGUCGUGUUAGACUGCCGCCCACUCACCCCCUCGUACGUGAUUUUCUCGCUCGCCCGCGGAAAGAUUGAAGCAGGAGAUAUGUCUUCCCAGCAGCCGGGAACCAAGGCCUCGCCGGCGGAGUCCGUCACCUCGUCGUCCGACCACGGCGUGCCGGACUCGAAAACGCCCGUGGUCGUCGACGACGACGACGACAAGCGGCGCCCCGUCGACGUGGCGCCGCCGACAGCUGCCGCGCUCGCGACGCAGGAGACGCAGCGCAUGGAGGCGGCGCUCGGAGACGCGAUCCUGCGCUUCUUCCGGGUCCGAAAGGGUCCCAAGGCCGACGUCUACGACCUCGAUGCGAUCGCCACGCAACCCAGCAUCUGGGACUCGGAAAACGUCGAGGAAUACAAGAGUCUCUACAUCCACCCGCAGUGGGAGAACUGGUCCGCCUUCGACCCCAGUUUCCGCUGGACGUGGAGGGAGGAGCGCGCGGUGCGACGCAAGGUCGACUGGAAAAUCAUGGUUUGGGCCUGUAUCAUGUUUGCGGCUCUCAACAUUGACAGGAACAACAUUUCCAACGCCGUGUCGGACAACAUGCUCGACGAUCUCGGCUUGACGCGGGGCGACUACAACAUCGGUCAAACCAUCUCGCGAGUCGGUUUCCUCGUCGCGGAGCUUCCGUCCCAGCUGAUCUCCAAGCGCAUCGGCCCUGAUCUGUGGAUUCCGAUCCAGAUCUGCCUCUUCUCCAUCAUCUCUGGCGCCCAGUUCUUCCUCGAGGGCCGGGCCUCAUUCCUUGCGACGAGAUACUUGAUCGCGUCGUUCCAAGGCGGCUUCAUCCCCGACACGAUCCUCUAUCUCAGCUACUGGUACACCGGUACAUCGCUUCCGAUCCGCCUCGCCUGGUUCUGGAUGUCGUCGCAGCUGGUCGAUAUCGGAGUCGGUUUCGCCGCUGUUGGACUUGUAUCAAUGCGUGGUAUCCUAGGCUACGAGGGAUGGCGGUGGUUGUUCCUCGUCGAGGGGGGCUUUACUUUCACCAUUGGAUUGGCCUCGUUUUUCCUCAUGCCUCAGUGCCCGGCCAAGACGAAGAGCUGGUGGAGGCCCAAGGGCUACUUCACCGAGAAGGAGGAGAAGAUCAUUGUCAACUCUGGUGAGUUCUUUCUAACCCUCCUAGACCCCAUGAACGAGCCCAGCGUGUUUGUCAAUUCUGACUCGACAACAAAACACUCAGUGAUCCGCGAUGACCCCCAGAAGGGAGGCAUGUACAACCGGCAAGGCCUCUCCGUCAGGCAGAUCUGGGAGUGCUCCAAGGACUACGACAUGUGGCCGCUCUACGCCCUCGGCCUGCUGUUCGGCCUGCCCAAGUACCCCGUCAACCAGUACCUGACGCUCUCGCUGCGCGACCUCAAGUUCAACGUCAUCCAGACCAACCUGCUGUCGAUCCCCAACAUCAUCGGCUCCAGCGUCACGAUGCUGCUCAUCACCGCCGCCAGCGAGCUGCUGAACAACCGCAGCUUCGUCGCCAUGGCCGAGGACGCCUGGCUGCUGCCCUGCUUCGUGGCCCUGAUAGCGCUGGCGGACCCGAUCAGCCCCUGGGCGUACUUUGCGAUCGCCACGGUCCUCCUUUCGUUUCCGUACACGCACCCGAUCCAAGUUGCGUGGACUAGCAGAAACGCUGGUUCUGUGCAAAACAGGACAGUUUCCGCCUCACUUUACAACAUGUUUGUUCAAGUCAGUGGCAUGAUCGGCGCCAACAUCUAUCAACCGGACGACGCACCAAGAUACUUCAAAGCCAACAAGGGCCUGCUGGUCAUCUGCAUCUGGAUGUGUUUCGUGCAAUACCCCUUCACGUAUUUCUACUACCGGUGGAGGAACAACUCCAAGGCCAAGCAGUGGGAUGCCAUGACGCCUGAACAGCAACACGAAUACCGGGCCAGCACCACCGACAAAGGAAACAAGAGGUAAGGCUUGCCCUUUGUCCCCUUUCGGACAGAUUGAUUUCUAAUUUCUCCUACUUGGCAGGCUUGACUUCCGCUUCGCAACCUAAGUUUUUUUGGUGAUGAGGAACGAGGUAUAGAUACAUCAUAGACUAUGUUGUUUAUAGGUCCGUGGUCUGGGCUUGUCUGAGAGAAAGCAUUGCAGAUGUCAACUUUGCGGUAUUACUUGU